CUGAGUUUAUAAAAAAAACAUACAUACAUCUUUUCUACUUUAACUAUUGUUAUCGCGAUAUUUAAAUAUACAUGUAUUUUUUGUAAAUAGGUUUAAAAAAAAAAAAUGAGUCAAGAAACAAAAACUGAAUUAGGUAAAUGUAAAUAAGAGUACUCUUUCAAUGGCAUCUUACAUAAUAUAAUAAUAAAAGAUGCAGAACUUGAUGCAGAAUUUGAAGCAGAGCUUGAAGCAGAACUCGAAGCAGAAUCAUUAAACAUCUCAUUGACAGAUGAGAACACGAAAGCUAAUGGGACCGAAAAGAUGGAUACAGACAAUGUUCAACUUGUAGGUGAUGAGCCUUAUGAUCGUUUUGAGGCACUUCCUCGUCCUAGCGCCAUUUUUUUAUAUGGUGUCAAUGAAAUGUCAACAAAGGAUAUUGAACAAUAUGUUGAUUCAACACUCUUAAUAAAGAUUGAAUGGAUCAAUGAUUCCUCUUGUAACCUUGUCUUUGAUAAUCCUACAGACGCUUCAACUGUGGCAUCUUCCUUAUUAUUAAAAAAUAAUGUCGUUUUGGAUCAUCGCACUUUAGUUCCAGCCAAACCUUAUUUGAUGAUCAACCAUGAUCAUCAAGUGAUUGAUUUAUUUAUUCGUAUUGCGACAGAUGAGGAUGUGAAAGAAAGAGGAGCUCGUUCUCGUAGUCGUUAUUAUCAAUUACAUGGUGUAGAUGGUCAAACAUUAAGUGAGGAAAGAAAGGAAGCACGUAGAGAACAUAUCGAAAGGAUGAAAAGGAAUGGAGGUGAUGGAAGUGACGUCUUUAGUCGUUUAGGUAAAAAAGUAGAAAAUACAGUAUCAUCACCUUCUCGUCGUCGAUACUAUUCGAGAAGUAGAAGUCGUUCACCUUUAAGAAACUCAAAACGAAGUAGUUCAACAAGAAGAGAGAGAUCACCACCUAUUCAAAAAGAAAUUCCAGAGCAUUUAAAGAGUCGAUUAGGCCCUAUAAAGACAUCAGAGAUAAGCCAAGAAAAAUAAAAAUAGAGUUAUUUGUUUUAUUUAAUAUUGCUCGUUUUUUUUUUUUCCCCACUCUCUUACAAAAUAAAUAAUGAUAAUAAUUAUAACAUAUAUGUAUAUAUAUAAGGAAAAGAAAAGUAUU
Cokeromyces recurvatus is the source of this 1129-nucleotide messenger RNA. RefSeq lists its product as uncharacterized. Gene Ontology annotation, molecular function: mRNA binding; RNA 7-methylguanosine cap binding. The transcript has a single exon. The record is from RefSeq and is a predicted model, not a curated record. Gene Ontology annotation, cellular component: cytosol; nucleus. Lineage: Eukaryota; Fungi; Mucoromycota; Mucoromycetes; Mucorales; Mucoraceae. Bases 301 to 1008 code for a protein of 235 amino acids.